Desarmillaria tabescens is the source of this 2101-nucleotide messenger RNA. RefSeq names its product armadillo-type protein. Bases 38 to 1951 code for a protein of 637 amino acids. The record is from RefSeq and is a predicted model, not a curated record. Lineage: Eukaryota; Fungi; Basidiomycota; Agaricomycetes; Agaricales; Physalacriaceae. The transcript has 6 exons. Gene Ontology annotation, molecular function: actin binding; small GTPase binding. Gene Ontology annotation, biological process: actin cytoskeleton organization.
GUUUGCCACAUUUCCAACAUCGUACUCCACUUUUGCCAUGUUCAAAGGCAUUCUUCCAGCGAAGAGGAUAUCCUCUUCAGACUUUACGAUGGUCACUUCCCUGGCUGACGUCCCAGCAAAUGGCAAGGAGAACCAGCCAGGCGGCCAACCACUGCUAGCCACUGCAACGAAAAUUGCACGUCCAGCUACUGCAACCAAAGGAUUCCAGCAGCCCUAUGAAAAGAAGAAGAAAACAGAGUCCAAAGGGAAUGUCCAACCGUCGGGAACGGUGGGCCCCGAGACUAAUCUUGCCUUUGAUCGACUUUUGGAUGACUUGCAAAUACCUUCUACUCUCCGUCCCAAGCUUGCAGGCAUGGAUUCUACGGUCAAGGCUGCCAUGUUGAAGUCAUCACACGUGUUAGCCCUCAAACCAACCCAAGUUGAUGACGAACUACCCCCAAUUCCGCGUUCAACGAACCUCCGGCGAACGAGGAGCACAGAGUCUCUUGGAUCUCCUCGACUUUCUUCAGCUUGUCUAGAUGAUGACGUGUUGCGACCACCCGUAUUACCAUUUGCCUCCCCAGUACGGAUCUCAGCGCAUCACGCCUCUUCUGUAAGCGCCUCCCCUUCGCCCCGAAAGGCCAGCAAUCAUAUCAGAGGCCUGUCCUAUAGUGGCUUAGCUUCUCGGAGCCAGAUCAACCUUCCAUCCUCCGGCUCCGUAAUUGACUUGACGACUGGUGGCAAGACCGUAAAAGACAAAUAUUCGUCCCUUGGAAAAAACAUGUCCCCCAAUAAGCUCAUCAGUAUCUUGACAAGUACUUCAAGCACGGAACUGGACGUGGAAUUGAUCAAGAAGCUGCGACUGCUGCUUCGAAACGAGUCCGCAAGCUGGUCACAAGAAUUUCUGCGCAUGGGUGGUUAUUCCGCUCUAUUGACGCGUUUGAAUGAAAUUCUAGAAGUUGAAUGGAGGGAGGAGCAACACGAUGACCAGUUAUUGCACGAGCUGCUUAGAUGCUUCAAGGCGCUUUCUACAUCCUCAAUAGGAUGCUUUGCUUUGCGUAGCUCGUGCCCAACCCCGUUCGUCCAACUUGUGGCCUUGUUAUACUCUGAUAAGAAGCCCGGCGAUGUUGCCACUCGACAACUCAUUGUCGACCUCAUUCUCAUUCUUUUUGAACUGUAUCCGACAUCCGCUUUACCUGCUCACAGUAAUGCGAUGCCUAAUUGCACUCGACGCGAAGUAUGGGACAACGACUCUGAAAUGUCUACGUCUAGCAAUCUCAUCACACUCCCGGCCCCCCACAAAACGUUUUUCUCCCUGAUCAGAGCGUUAUUGUUGACCCCAGCUCCACCCCCGACAGAAUCGCCUGCUACUCCCGUUUCACCACACGCGUUCAUCGAAUCUCUCCACAAGUCCAGAAUAUACAAAUCCUAUCUGCAAGAGCUCUCGGAUGUCUGCCGCGAUUACUUUUGGGUAUUCUGUCAUCCUAACAAUACUAUUUGGGUUUUGUCAGAGACAGACGAAGGUCGUGUGGAGAAGCCCAGAGCACCAGGAGGAAUGACUGGGGGUGUUGAAUUUGAGGCUAUGGGUUACUUUACGACACACUUACGGUUAAUCAACGCCCUCGCGCAAUGUGCAGCUGACCUCAAGAUGCCCAAGGACCAUGACUUGUCAGCGUUUCGUCUUCAUUCUGAUCUAUUUUUGUCCGGCCUGGAGCGUAUGAUACUUAUCUCGAGAAAGGCUUCCACCACUUACUACCCCACGCUGCAUCUAGAACUUGCUCGGUAUAUUGCACAUGUGGGCAACGCAGGUUACGAACUUCCCUGGGCUAUAUCUCGUCUUCUAGGCCCCCCACCUCCUGCGCUAUGCAAGACCAAAAGCGUCAUUACUAGUUCUCCACCACCGUCGCCCACAAAACGCGCUAGUCGUGGCCCACCGCCCGGUUUUCUAUCUGCAAGGUUGGAUCCCAAGUAGAAGAUGGUGCGAGCCUGUUGUACUAUAUAUCUAGUAUUUAGACUGGUAUUACUUUUUUCAACCUCACUGCCGCUAGCGACAUCUAGUAUACUCACUGUCAACACAUAUUUGGAUCUUCCUUUUUUUGAAUCUGUAUAUACAUAAAUGACA